AUGACUCAGCAGAAACGCGACUGACUAUGUUCUGUUUCAUGAGAGGAGGCCUGUACUCAGUUCAUCAGAUACUUAUCGCCGGACUAAGACUUUCACAUUCGGGGAAACUUCACAGUAUGUCGAAUCAGACUGCACAUUCCAAACUACCGUCUACACUGUUGGGAUCAGUGUCGUUUGGGGGGCGAGCAGACGCGGAAAUUUGCGCAAAAAUGGUAAAAGCGUUCUUGGAGUGCGGCCACAAUGAUUUGGACACUGCAUUCUUGUACACAGAUGGACAAGCAGAGACAAUAAUCGGUGCAAUGCAACUUCCCAAGACAGUAAGCAUCGCCACCAAAGCCAACCCUUGGGAAGGCAAGACACUGAAACCUGAGAGUGUCCGCUCCCAGCUGGAGACCUCACUGAAGAGACUUCGCACCCAGAGUGUGGAUAUCUUUUACCUGCAUGCACCGGACCACGAGACCCCCAUCUGGGACACACUACGGGCCUGUAAUGAGCUCCACAAAGAGGGAAAAUUCAAGGAGUUGGGCCUAUCAAACUAUGCCUCCUGGGAAGUAGCUGAAGCUGUCUGCAUCUGCAAACACAAUAAUUGGGUGCUUCCCACAGUUUACCAGGGCAUGUACAAUGCUACCACAAGACAAGUAGAGACUGAGCUGCUGCCAUGCUUGCGAUACUUUGGUAUUCGUUUCUAUGCAUACAAUCCCCUCGCAGGAGGUUUGCUCACUGGGAAGUACCACUAUGAAGACAAAGAUGUAACCCAACCUGCAGGACGUUUCUUUGGAACUAACUGGGCUGCUGCCUACAGAGAUAGGUACUGGAAGGUGAGCCAUUUCCAAGCCAUAGAUGGCAUUCGUAAGGCUCUGGAGGCAGCAUAUAGUUCAGAGAAGCCGACUUUAACAUCGGCCGCCAUGCGCUGGAUGUACCAUCAUUCUCAACUCAAGGGUGAGCUUGGUGAUGGUGUCAUUAUUGGGAUGUCCACCAUGGAGCAGCUUCAGGAGAACCUGGCAGCAGCCAAAGAGGCACCUCUAAAGCAGGAAAUUGUGGACGCCUUUAAGCAUGGCUGGGAUCUGGUAGCCCACGAGUGCCCCAAUUACUUCCGCUAGAUCUUAGUUGCGUUUUCUGUAGACUAGCAGCCAUUAUAAUCUAAUCAAAAAAUUAAUGUUUAUCUAUAGUAAUUGUAUUUUUCCCCAGAGAUUUUGUACAGUUAUAUAAUUUUGUAACAUGUCAAUUUAUAUAUCUUAAAGGGCUUUUUAGUCCAUCGUGGUUAUUCUUUGAAUGAGAACUUUUUCAGGUGUCAAUUCUUUCUUUUUAUGUUUAUAUGCACACAUUUAUAGAAUAUAAGUAAAUUGGCAGAAGCAAGUCACCAUACCCACCUUCAGUCAACUAUGCUAGGAAACCUUAAAUUAAGCACUUAAGUUUUGUAAAUCUAUACCAACGGUAAAUGGUACACUGCAUAUUAAUUAUACAAUAUUUGCUAGGAAGGAAAUUCAGUAAACAAGACAGAACCUAUCUACAUAUGUGAAGUAAACAAACAUCCCAUAGUGGUUUAAAAUACACAUUUUAAAAUAGUACGUUUGAAGGAACAGUGGCAAAUGCAGGCUGUACAAAAGCGAUGUACAAGUCCUAAACAAAUUUAGUAAAGUCUGGAGAACAUGCAUUUCUGAAGAUAAAAAUGCAGAAAUUUAACCUUGAUUUCAAAAUGUACACAUUUGGAAAAUAAAAUGUCCAAGAAAAGUCAA
Molecule: messenger RNA, 1736 nt
Organism: Electrophorus electricus (electric eel)
Lineage: Eukaryota; Metazoa; Chordata; Actinopteri; Gymnotiformes; Gymnotidae
Gene: akr7a3
Product: aldo-keto reductase family 7, member A3 (aflatoxin aldehyde reductase)
Source: RefSeq, a predicted model, not a curated record